Molecule: messenger RNA, 847 nt
Organism: Ricinus communis (castor bean)
Lineage: Eukaryota; Viridiplantae; Streptophyta; Magnoliopsida; Malpighiales; Euphorbiaceae
Product: protein FAM32A-like
Exons: 3
Coding region: 269-679 (136 amino acids)
Cellular component (GO): nucleolus
Source: RefSeq, a predicted model, not a curated record
AUUUUUUAUUUUUUAUACCACUUAUAAUAGUUGAAUCAAAAUAUUCAUGUCUAUGACAAUACCUUUAUUAUGCGGGUCGGAUGCCUAGGAUUAGGAAAACAAUCGGGCCGCAGCCCGGGUACCUACAAUAAAAUUAGGUCACAGUCUGCUUUAGAAAUAUACGGAGAAGGGUAGACCGAAUCCUGUUCAAAGAUAUCUUCUUUUGACUUUGAUUGAGGGAGUAGAGAGUGGAUUUGCAGUUUUUUGGUAGUUUGGGUGAUUGGGGAAGAUGUCAGCAUAUGAGAAUGUCGUUGGUGGAAAGCUGAAGCUGAAGGGGAAAGCCUUGAAUGUGAAGGCUGGUGGGAUGAAGAAGAAAAAGAAACAUAAGCAGCACCAAGAUGAAGUUUCUCAAGUCGUCAACAAAGAGCUUUUAGAAGGUCAAAACACAGAAGAAUUAGCUGCACCUAGUGAGGAUGGUGUAAAUGAAAGUGACAAAUUGGGUGAAGAAGGGAAGACUGCUUCUUAUGAUGAUUAUAUGACACCUGCGGAGAGACGAUACAUGGAGCAAAGAGAGAAGAUUGAUAUUCAUAGGAUGGCGAAGGAAGCUAAUAAAUCUCACCGUGACAGGAUUCAAGAUUUCAACCAGUACUUGGCCAAUAUGAGUGAGCAUUAUGACAUUCCUAAAGUUGGUCCUGGCUGAAAGAUCCUCUGCCUCUGCUCCAUACAAGAAGGCUGCCCUUUCCUAAAUAAGUUCCUGUAACAGCUUAGGGAGAACUUUUUCUAAUUUCCUUUUUAUUUGUAAUUAUAAUUUCAAUUUAUGAUGUGCGAAAAUUUCUUGAUGGGAGUUGAAAUAACUUGAAUUUCUAAA